AUGCUUGCUUCAACAUACAUCACCCUCGUGGCCAUCUACUCAGUGCAAGCAAUCAUUAUCAUUGCUGGAAACACGUUCACAAUCUUUGUAUUCUGGACUCAGAGAUCCAGCCUAAAACGAACUUAUCUUCUUUUGAUUAAUCUCGCAGUCGCCGAUUUACUUGUGGGGAUUACAGAACUUAUAGUCAUAGGAAGUGUAAAAUCUCAAGAUCUAGGCAAGGGCAUUUUAAUGUUGAGCCGAUCAAACUUCUCUGCAGCGGCUUUUACACUUUUCUUUUCGAGUACGUCCGUCUACUUUCUAGCGCUUGUCUCUCUGGAACGUGCUUUCGCCGUCUUACGGCCAAUCCGUCAUCGCAUCACAAAUCGUCGAGUUUACAUCUAUAGCAUCGUUAUUGUUUGGGUCAUCGCUAUCGUCUUUUUUGGUCUUAUUAUGUCAUCCCUUUAUUAUCCAGAAAUAAAUGGGGUAUAUGUUUUUGUCACUGGUAGGACAUCGCUUCUUAUUUCCAUCUUGGUAAUUUGUACAAGUUACCUUAGCAUAAGCGCUCGAUUGCGCGCACCCUCACCCGCCGUGAUAGACAAUCAUAAGCAGCGAUCAAGGGAGCACAAUUUACGGCUUUCAAAAACACUUUAUAUUGCAAUUGCUUCAUCGCUUGUGUUUUGA
Molecule: messenger RNA, 660 nt
Organism: Porites lobata
Lineage: Eukaryota; Metazoa; Cnidaria; Anthozoa; Scleractinia; Poritidae
Source: the annotation of a GenBank genome assembly